AUGGCACUUGCAAGCACAGUUCCCCACACUGGCAAAGCCAGCCUGGAUUACUACAGGAAUGACAGCGCAGGGCUGUCUGUCAUUGGGAACCCUGCCAACGACACAGAGCUCAUGUGUGACAGGAGGCAGGUCUGGCAGUUUGCUCGAGCUUUCUUGUCCGUGUUUUUCUGGCUCAUCUUCUUUGUGGGCACGGUGGGAAAUGCCUUGGUCGUUCUCAUCUACUGCAAAUACCGCUUCAGGAGGAGCAUGAUGGACCGCUACCUGCUGCACUUAGCUGUUGCAGAUCUGCUCCUCCUUUUCACCCUCCCUUUCUGGGCCACGGCUGCCUCCAGUGGAUGGAUCUUCAGAAAUUUCAUGUGCAAAGUCGUCAAUAGCAUGUAUAAGAUCAACUUCUACAGCUGCAUCUUGUUUCUAACAUGCAUCAGUUUUGACAGGUAUAUCACCAUUGUUCAAGCAACAAAAGCUAAAUCUUCCAAGCAAAGGCGGAUCCUGCGCAGCAAACUCGUGUGCUUGGCUGUCUGGCUGGCAUCUGUCAGCCUGUGCCUCCCUGAGAUAAUGUACAGCCAGAGCAAGCAGAUCGGUGCUGUGACAGUGUGCAAAAUGGCGUACCCGCCCAAUGUUGGCAUGGCCUUCAGAGUUGCUGUCCUGGCUCUGAAGGUCACUAUAGGCUUCUUCCUCCCGCUUCUGGUCAUGGUUAUUUGCUACACCCUGAUCAUCCACACCCUCCUCCAAGCCAAAAGAUGCCAAAAGCAGAAGUCAUUGAAGAUCAUCACCAUGAUCAUCACUGCCUUUCUUCUCUCUCAGUUCCCGUACAACAUUGUUUUGCUGAUCAAGACCAUCAACAUGUACACCGGGGCUGUGUACAGCUGCCAGACCAUCAACAGGCUGGACAUUGGGCUGCAGGUCACCCAGAGCAUCGCCUUUCUCCACAGCUGCCUCAACCCCUUCCUUUAUGUCUUUGCUGGGGAGCGUUUCAGGAUGGCACUGGCCAGAAUGGUGCGGAGCACUGGCCGCUACUGGUCUAGAGGCCAGGAGCAGUGCUCCUCCUUGGGUGACAGCCAGGAGCACAGCUCCAACUGGUCCUUUGCCAUGCUGGGGCGGCGGCGGGUGAGGAACUCACUCACCCUCAGCACCCAUUUGGCCUCCUCUGUUGUUCCUGCCUCAUGCCAAGUCUUUGUGUAA
Molecule: messenger RNA, 1182 nt
Organism: Lagopus leucura (white-tailed ptarmigan)
Lineage: Eukaryota; Metazoa; Chordata; Aves; Galliformes; Phasianidae
Gene: CCR9
Product: C-C motif chemokine receptor 9
Exons: 2
Coding region: 1-1182 (393 amino acids)
Biological process (GO): chemotaxis; immune response; G protein-coupled receptor signaling pathway
Cellular component (GO): membrane
Molecular function (GO): chemokine binding; scavenger receptor activity; chemokine receptor activity
Source: RefSeq, a predicted model, not a curated record